Messenger RNA from Symbiodinium natans, 1869 nucleotides. Lineage: Eukaryota; Dinophyceae; Suessiales; Symbiodiniaceae. The record is from the annotation of a GenBank genome assembly.
AUGGAGAAUCACAGAGAUGACAGGUGUAGAGGUGUGGAAGAGGAUGGCUCUGAUGAAGUUUGGCCGGCUGCAGUCAUUCCUGACGGCUUGGAAUCCGAGAUAGAUCCCGGAGCCCGGAGCUUAGACGUUUGCAUUUUUGCAGCGGCGGUGUUCGCACCGCACUUCGUUUCCGCGACCCAGUGCAGUUGGAGCGCGACUGCUUUAAGUGCCCUCGGUGUGGUUCUCUUGCAAGACCCAAUGCCGCUUAGCAUGCAAGGGCUGCACACCAGACUCACCCUGGUCAUUAUCGAGCGCAGACGUGACUGCAGCAAGGCAUCCAAAGAUGCCAUCGCUCGAGGCGACCAGUACAAUCGGUGGCUGUGGGCGCUGCAGGAAAAACAUGCUGCCAUCGUGGUCAUCGAGUGUGGAGGGGGACUCGCGAUUCCCAGUGUCCGUGUUCAGGGAGAGGAUGCAGUGGAUGGAGCGGGCAAAGGAUCCCGUCUGAUACGGAUAAAUCCGACCCACUGCAAGGUGCCACCAACAACUGGAAUCGGCAUUCCAAUGGGCAGCAUGGAAGGCAGCUCGGAAGCCAUCUCCAAAGCCGCGCAAAGCGCCCAUCAAGUGAGCGGCAAAGCACCGCCCAUGGCCGGCUGCCUUCUGCGUUGCCAGGCAUGUCCGAAGGGCUCGGCCAUGCAGUGGCCUGUGACCGUUGUCGAGCUGGCUGCCACCGAUCCACGCCCACAGGCCUUCUUGCUUUUGCAGCGCCGGUCAGUUCUGCAGUCAGGCGAAUUUCAGGACGCGCUGCUGUCCUGGGCAGCAGAGUUGAGAGGAGCAGAGCGUCAGCAGCGCAUCCGAGAUGCUGCAGCAUGGCUCCAGCCUGAGCGUGUCAAGACUUCUGGAAAUGCAAGCAGGCUCUAUCAGAGUGAUCAGCAAAAGGUGGCGGAGACUUUGUUGGAGAGGCUGUUGCUGCAGCCUGAUUCUCCCAGUGAUACGGGGGAUGAUGUGGUCGAGGAGGCCCCAGGAAAGAGCGUUAAUGAUACCUUUGCUCUGGCUGAACAGCGGCUGGGCAAGCCGAGGGCCUGUCUAACAUGGAUCCGGAGCCUCACAGCAUCUCAAAACGCGCAGUGCGCAUAUGCGGAAGCAGGAGACACAGGGGAGACAGAAGGUGCGGUCUGUGCACUUCGAGUCAGCCCUUCCUUGACCGGCCGGAACCAGGAAGUUCUGACAGAGCAAAUGACCACCUCCAGCAUUGAUACUCGACCUCCUUUCUCGUGGCCGCAAGUCGAAUUGGUGGCACAAAGAUUUGGCGACUUCCAGCUUGAAAAGUCAUUACCCUCUGAACGAGAUCUCAAUUUCUUGCUCAGGCCAGCGCAAAUUGCCGAGGGUGAGCGAGUGGUCUUCAAGGUGCACAAUCCGGAGGACUCAAGGGACUUUGUGGAAUGUCAGUGCCUUGCCCUGGAACAUGCGGCAGAGCGAGGUGCGAGCUGCCAGCGUCUGUUGCGAUCUCAAGACACCCGAGAAGCGCUUCUAUCACUGGAUUUGCCCGGAGGAAAGGGCACUUGUUUCUGCAGGGCCUUGUCUUUUCUGCCAGGGCAGAUGCUUGCAGACGCGGCCCAGGCGGCAGACUCUGCCAAGCUGGGCUCGCUUUUCGCGGCCGUUGGUGAGGCUGUUGGAAGCGUCACUGCUGCCCUUUUGGAGUUCAACCACGCGGCAGCAACUCGUGAGUUUGUGUGGGAUCUGCAGCGGUGCUUUCAAGUGGUGGAGUCGCACGUCGUGGAUGUCAAGGAGGAGCAACGGGAUUUGGUCCAGAGAGUAUUGGAAGCUCAGCGCCUGCAGCUGACAUCUUUGCUGCCGAAGCUCCGUCGCAUGAGGAUCCAUUGUCCACAAUGA